Messenger RNA from Saitoella complicata NRRL Y-17804, 1419 nucleotides. RefSeq lists its product as uncharacterized. The record is from RefSeq and is a predicted model, not a curated record. The transcript has a single exon. The coding region runs from base 1 to 1419 and encodes 472 amino acids. NCBI's taxonomy places the organism in Eukaryota, Fungi, Ascomycota, Saitoellomycetes, Saitoellales, Saitoellaceae.
AUGUUCGAUGACGAGACCCAGGAUGUUGACCAGGUCCAGGUUUCUCGUAGCCCCUCCCUUGCUCCCACUGAAGUGCGACGUGCUCAGGAUUCAGCAUGGCAGAAGCAACAAGUUCAGGUCUCCGAAGAUCUGGCACGCAUCAAACAAGCCGCCCAAGGACAACACGAGCAUCAGCACGCUCAGCGUGAGGCUCUCGAAGACUCAAUAAAGAAACGUGCCAAAGCCCAGACGGAGAGGAAAUCGGCGGAGUUGAUGAAGAAGUGGGCUGAAGAAGCUAACAGCGAGGAGUUCUUUCGCAUGGCUGAGGAGGCCGAGAAGAAGGCUGCUAAAGCAGAGAAGAAGGCUGCUAAAGCUUCUCACAAGCACUUCAAGCUGAUGUCGUCCAGUGAUACCUCUUCUCCCCCUGAGCCAAUCGUGAUCACUUCUUCGGACGGGCCUUCCUCCAGCUUGAUCGUCGUUCCCUCCUCAUUGCUCGGGCCGGUUUCCGAUCCUGAUCCUGUUGGAAACGGUGGACGUAGGUCCUCGGGCAAGGGAGAUGAGAGGUCGUCGACGAAGAAGAAGGAGAAGUCUGUCGGGAAGCAUGUGGCGAAGCCCAAUCAGAAGGCUAUGGAGACAUCGAAGAGGAGCAAGGAUAAGGCAGCCGAGAUGCCUGUGGAGAAGUCUGUUGAGAAAUCGAAGAGGAGUAAGGAGAGGGCGAAGGCGAAGGCAGACAAUCAGAUGGAGAAGGAGAACGAUUGUGUCGGUCGUGUUCUGUCCAACGCAUCUGGUGACAUUGUGAAUUAUGCUUCGCGGGCCGGUAAGCCAUUGUCGAUGACGUCAGGUGCAGUGCGUGUGGGACUGUCACGCCCGAAGAGCGUUACCAGCGUCCCCAACUCCAACACUCCCACGUCAUCUGCUAGCAAGCCCUCUCCCGCUGCGAAGCCGACCUCUGCAAUCAACUCAGCUGCCACUACCUCCUCCGCCUCCGGCUCCGCUUCCAAGCACUCUUCGAAUGUCAAGUCUGGCAACAAACGCGGUCCUUCUCCUGCUCCCUCCGUUGCCAGCAGUCAGGGCUCGAAGAAGAGGGCUGCUUUGGUUACGACACAAAGAAACGAAGCGAAGGCCAGGCUCCUCGCCAAGGAUCACGAAAAGUACGCCAGCAGCAACAGCAAGAGCUUGAGUACUGAAGACAUGUUUGCACACGAGGAUAGUGCUAUCAACAGCAAAUUCAGCGGUCUCACCAGCAGCAAUCCCAUGAGCACUGCCAAGCCUGCCUCUGGCGUCGUCGCUCCCAAUCCGUCCUCCAUGUCAGAUGGCCGCAAGGCUCCAGUCCAUUCAGCAGCUUCAACACAGUUAUCGGUCUCGACCCAGCAGCAACAGCAGCAAACCCAUCUUCGGGGAGUUCUGCCACUCAAAAUCGUCGCAAUGGGAGUCUCUUGA